AUGUCCGGCGAACCGCGGGAACCGCUGCACGACUCGGUGCUGCGAUCCGAGCCAGGUCUCCGAUCCGAGCCGGGUCUGCGACCUGAGCCGGGUCUGCGACCUGAGCCGGGUCUGCGACCUGAGCCGGGUCUGCGACCUGACCUGGCAGGACGGCUCGAACCGGUGGCCCAAAUAACACGGCUCGACCCGGUCGUGAGUGAGUCGGUCGUGAGUGAGUCGCGUAUGAGUGAGUCGGUGGAUAGCGAGUCGGUGAGCGAGGUACGGAGCGAGUUGAGAUCGAGUGAGCCGGGUGCCGUGGCGGGAUGCUCUUCGGUGGAGGAGGGCGUGUGUUCAUCGGAGGGGAAGGAGCCGUCGGCGCCGGUGGUUCGUGAGUUGAGAUUGUCGCGGCCUUCUUCGUCUUCGUGUACGCCUCCAUGUUCACCAACGCAGGGGCUGGUGUUUCCGGAUAUUGGUGGCGGGUCAUUCCUAUCAGUGAACGUAUUACAGAUGCGCGGGAACGGCCUAGGAAGUCUAAUGGUGCUGUACGAAUAUCUAAGCCUACGCAUUCUGCGUUUCCGAUGCCAACACAGCGCCCAAUGGUUUAUUGACCGAACCCCACGGGUCGUGAACGCCAAACACAUCGGUCAUGCCCCUUCCUGGUACGUCCGCCGCACUGUCCCCCAAGCCACACAAAAAAUGACCGCCGUCGAUUUCCAGCGACUCCUCGAACCGAACGAGGCAGUAGAUCUACGCACACAAUUACGUAAACACCUUCACGUGGAAGCCAUUCCUCGCCCUUCACCGAAGAAGAAGAAGACGGAGGCAACUGUUUCCCUGGAAACUGUGGCCGUGGAGCAAUUGCGGGAGGAACAGCAACUGCCGAAGGAAGAACUGCCGAAGGAAGAACUGCCGAAGGAAGAACUGCCGAAGGAAGAACUGCCGAAGGAAGAACUGCCGAAGGAAGAACUGCCACAGGAAGAACUGCCACAGGAAGAACUGCCACAGGAAGAACUGCCAAACGAAGCGUGUCUGCUAAGCGGCCCGACUGGGGUUGCUGCCGGAGACGAAGGCACCUUCAGUACUCCGAGUCAGGAGGUUGCCGUCAUCAUCGGAACAACCGAGACCAACACGGAGGACGAGGCCACCUGCUUGGCCAGUGUGCCAAACCAUCUCCCGACGGACGAGGGCCUGCGAUUGGUGGAGGAGGUCCGGAUGGAGGAGGAGAUCCGGAUGGAGGAGGAGGUCCGGAUGGAGGAGGACCUGCGAUCGGAGGAGAAGGUCGGGACGGAAGAGCAGCUCAAAGCGGAAGAAGAGUUGCGGACAGAGGACGCUCAGGAGGAGGAGGAGGUGGAGUUGUACCCGGAGAAGUUGCGGCGUUGGUACCUGGAUGGGUCGUUGGUAGGUGAGGGGCACCCAGCGCGUUUUGAAUGCUUCAAUCACAAGUUCAGUUACAUAACGCGGACUCACCUAUGGUGUUUGCGACCAGCCGUGGAAUGGCGGGGUGGCCGUAAUGGGGCUUUGGAGCGAUCGGUUGAGUUGAACGCGGAUGUGAUUAACGUGUGGUUAUCACUUCUGACGGAGCACUUUUCGACGGGCGGCGACUCAAGCGGGAACGUCGACCGAGGUGGAAAUCUGAACGACGCAUCGGCCUCGGAGGUUGGCGGAAAGAAGGCUAAGGAGGUUGGAGUGUUGUAUUUAUCUACCGACUUUAUUUCGGUGUUCGAGUUUGCUCUGGGUGUGUCAAACGCGAGUGCGCUACCACGUUCGGACACACGGAGCAUUUCGAAGUUGUUGCAUGGAGGUUUGUGGAGGUUGGGAGGUGUUUCACGAUUAUCGGUGGCUGCGUUAGAGAGUGGAGGUAGCAUGGAGAGUGCUUGCCAGAAGGUCUUUCGUUUCUUGCGACGUCGGGAUUUGAACCCAUGGUUGCAUCGAUAUGUUGUGUGGCCGGUGAAUUACAUGGUAUCGCAUUGGGUAUUGAUCGUGGUCGAUGUGGCAACACAGGAGCUUUAUUACCUCGACAGCUAUACGGACUGCUAUACGGACGCUUACCACCGCUACCUCAAAUCGCGGCCCAGCCUAUAUAGAGUGCAACAGGGACUUGACCCUAUCACCGAAGAUAACGCAGCAGCCUUCCCCGGCUGGCUCCACCUGUACUGCGUAGAAGAAUACAUGAAAUUCGACUAUCGCCAAAGAUUCACUCAGCCAUCGGGACACGGCUCUGCCACUGGCCGCAACUCUGGCCCUGCCCCUGGCUCUGCCGACAACGACCCUGAUUCGGCCGGGCACGACCCUGAUUCGGCCGGGACGGGACGGAACUCUCUCACUAAACACAGUUCUGACACCAAACAGGACUCUGACACUAAUCAGAAUUCUGGCGCUAUUCCAAUGCUUAAAGACGUGUGGCCGCGGUACCUGGUUCGAGGUUUGCCACAGCAGUCUUUGACUUCGCUGGACUGUGGUGUGUACAUCGCACAGUUUGCGCGCUGCCUCGGGCUCUACAAGUCACCGACGGUGUUCGAUUUUGGCAACGACGAUAUGCCUGCCAUGCGCGACGCCAUGGCUUGCUGCAUCGGCUCCGGGUCCAUCUUCAGCUGCCCACAAGAAAUAUGCGUAUUGACAAACGCACUGGACUUGGUCAAAGAACACCACUCGAACAACAACUCCCAGUUGCUUGAAGCAAGCAAAAACCUGACCAAUAACACCAACCUGGAUGACAACGUGGACGGUCUCAGCGCUGAUAUCUUAGCCACUAAUGUCUUGGCUGGGGAUGAUGAGGUCGGAAAGGAGCGGCGACUUUCGGGCACGAUCGCAGAGAGUGAGUCGAAAACAGUCUCCGUGGAUGAUGACGUCUCUGCCAUCGGCGAGAUUAUUUUGUUGGACAGAGAAGCGCUGGAGGUUUGUGUACAGAAGGAGGGUUGUGCUUGGGAAGGGCAAAGAAGCCCGGAGGGAACUAGCUCAGAACGAAUGACUCCCGAACAGAGAGCCUCUAAACAAAUCACCCCCGAGGUGCUGAUUGAGAAUAGCAGCUCAUCAGAACAAGCCCACAAUCCACCUAGCUGA
Gregarina niphandrodes is the source of this 3039-nucleotide messenger RNA. RefSeq names its product Ulp1 protease family, carboxy-terminal catalytic domain protein. Lineage: Eukaryota; Apicomplexa; Conoidasida; Eugregarinorida; Gregarinidae. Gene Ontology annotation, molecular function: cysteine-type peptidase activity. The record is from RefSeq and is a predicted model, not a curated record. Gene Ontology annotation, biological process: proteolysis. Bases 1 to 3039 code for a protein of 1012 amino acids. The transcript has a single exon.